UGGGGUGAGGUGGAGCUGGGGUUGUCCAGUCCGAACCGCAGCAUGUCCUGGGCUCGUCUCCGAGAAGCGUCCAGGAAGAACUGCAUCCGAUCUCGGUCCAAGCAGAAGGAUGGGCGUGAUCAGAGCGAGGCAUCGGCCCCCGUUUCUCCCGGGGGGGCGGAGGAGCCGUUCUCUUGGCCGGGACCAAAGACGCUCCACCUGCGGCGGACCUCCCAGGGCUUUGGCUUCACGCUGCGACACUUCAUCGUGUACCCGCCGGAGUCCGCCGUUCACAACUCCCUAAAGGACGAUGAAAAUGGCAGCCGAGGGAGACAGAGGAACCGUCUGGAGCCAAUGGACACUAUUUUUGUCAAGCAAGUGAAGGAGGGAGGCCCCGCCCAUGGAGCUGGACUCUGUACAGGGGAUCGGAUUGUGAAAGUGAACGGAGAGAGCAUCAUCGGGAAGACUUACUCACAAGUCAUAGCCUUGAUCCAGAACAGUGAUGCUUCGUUGGAACUCUGUGUGAUGCCCAAAGAUGAGGACAUUUUGCAGCUGUUUUCCAGGGAUAUCACUGCUCUGGCAUAUUCUCAAGAUGCAUACCUGAAAGGAAAUGAGGCAUACAGCGGAAAUGCCCAAAACAUCCCUGAGCCCCCUCCCAUAUGCUACCCUCGAGUAGAGCUCAAGGCUGCUGGCAUGACCCAGUCAUUGGAGCCUGCCACAGUCAGCGACACCCCCAAACGGCAAGUGCAGGGACCAAGAAGACAAGGAGCUGCUGCAGGAAACAGCUAUCGAGUGGAAAUUCCUGUUCCUCCAUCUCCCCCUCCUCAGCAGUCAUCAGUGACUCAGCCAGUGGUGUGUGUCAGUAAUGAUAAUGAAAGGACUCUGAGUAUACCCCUUGAUCCAGUGGACAGGGGAUCCUGGGUGGCUCGGGCUGGACCCAGCCACAGGACAGAAGAAAACCGGUACAGUUCGUCAAUAGAUUGUGGCUCCAGUAGACCCAGACCCAAUAUUCCUUCAGUUCCUGAGGGUGCACAGUUGCAGUGCACCUCUUCCCAUCUUACAGAAACACCAAACUACUCCUCUUCAUUGACUUCUCGACCUGGUAUGGGCUAUUCUGAGAAAUUAUCUCCACCUGUACAAGCAUCACUUACUGCUGCAUCAGCAGACACUUUCUCUACACCCAUCUCACCCUCUACCAACCACUACUCGCCCUCUCCUUCUGGCCCCUCCACCUCUCCACACAAGAACAUUGACUGGAAAAACUACACCACCUAUAAAGACUAUAUUGAUGCCAAAAGGCUGCACACAUAUGGAUGUCGCACCAUCCAGGAACGCUUGGAUAGUUUGCGAGCAGCUGCCAGUUCUAACUCUGCCUACGCCCAGCAACAUACCCCUACAUCAUGUAACAAUCAGAAAGUGGGCUCUCAGGUCAGACGAAGAAGUGCAUCUAAUGAUCGUGGAGUGAAUACAGGAAGUCAGGGUACUGCAGUGACAACUCCAUUACGCAGCAUGUCCCAGGAAAGACUAGGAAGUGCAACAGAGAAGCCUAUUAGGAACUGGCCUCGUAGUGCUUCUCAGGAUGCUCUACCUUUCUCCAAUACUGUCAAAGUCAUUAAACCUCGAGCACGCUCUUGUGACUACCUGGGCCAGCAGAUCAGAGAUCAAGGUGAGGUUGUGAUUGGAGACAGGGCAGCAGUGGAGGACAGGCUGCUUCUAUGUGAUGGAGAGGAAAAGCAAGCAAAACGUCAGGAAGCAAGCCAGAAAAAUUUACCUCAUCUGAAUAAGAGUCUCACUGGACAGGGGGAGAAAGUGCAACAUGAUGGACUAGCAAACUCACCUGGACCUACACCUGAUUUUACAAAGAGUACGACAGAUUCUGCACUACCAUCAAGGACAGACGGUCUCAUAAUGAGACCCUCUCGUUUGCCCAUCAAAAACUCAAUCUCAGACCAUUCUCCUGCCUUAUCCUCCAUUAAACCUCCAGACCCUUUUAAAGACCAAAGAGCUACAGUCCUGGGGAACCACCUUGGCUUCUCAUCCCCUCUGCACCUGCAGCUCAGGAGCCGAGCUGACAGUCUGAAAAUGGACAGCAGGUUAGAAUCAGGUUUAGCAGCCAGAUCCUUGUCUUGCUCUGGUCCUGCCUCAAAACUACCCAUGCACAGACAGUUUCAAAGUGGAGUUGUCACCAUUUCUUCAUGUUCAUCCUCCUCUACAGGAGCCAUAACACAAAAGCCAAAUGUCAAAGAAACCUCUAGUUCUACCAGCGCUCUUGAGAGGACUAAUGGUGGUCUUUUAGAGGGAGUCGAAGGACCUGAAGCAACUGUUGUGGUCCUAAGAACAAACAAGACCUCUGGAUAUAGACCUCCGUCCUAUGUAUUAGCUGUUAACGACAACCAGGGUAAGGUGGCUCGUAAGUCACCACCCCUGGUGAAGGCAGGCUCUGCCGAUGGAGCCAUGUAUUGGAUGUCCAAUGAGAGCUGUAGGGAGUUGCCCUUCAGGAGGCUUGGAGACACUCGGAAAAAAUCUGGCUCCAAAAACCUGGAUGACUCUUUGGAUUCAAUCCCCUUCAUUGAUGAGCCAUCCAGUCCCAGUAUUGACCAGGACAGCGCACACAUCCCUGCCUCUGUUAUAUCUGCAGCGCCCCUCAUCACCACCGUCCCACCCAGCCCAACAUCUUCAUCCCAUCACAUUAUACGCCAGCUGUCCUAUGACCAAGAAUCUGGUACCAAAACCGAGCAGUCCAAGUCGUACGAUGAAGGCAUCGAUAACUACCAGGAGGAAGGCAGAGGAAGGUCCUUGUUACCUGGCCUGAAAGGUUUGAGGAAGGCUGUGGACCGGUCAUCAGAUGAUUCUGAGUCCAGGAGAGAUUCCUCAUCAGACGUCUUCUGCGACGCCAUCAAGGAGGGAUUCUUGCAUUUCAAGCAGCUUCAUACAGAUAAGGGCAAGCGUGUGGGAGGAGGCAUGCGACAGUGGAAGCAGAUGUACGCCGUGUUGAGAGGCCACUACCUCUGCCUGUACAAAGACAAGAAGGAGGGCCAAGCUCACGCCAGCUGUCAGACAGCAGAGGAGCCGCUGCUCAUCAGUAUCAAGGCCUGUCUGAUCGACAUCUCCUACAGCGACACGAAGCGCAAGAACGUGCUGAGGCUGAUGACGUCGGACUGCGAGUACCUGUUCCAGGCUGAGGACCGAGAGGACAUGCUGGCCUGGAUCAGAGUUAUUCAAGAGAGCAGCAACCUGGAUGAGGAGAACGCUGCUUUCACCAGUCAUGACCUCAUCAGCAGGAGGAUCAAGGAGUACAACACCUUGAUGAGCCCCACUGGAAGCAAAGCAGAGCCAUCACCCAGAGCUUCACGCCAGUCGCUGAGCAUCAGACAGACGCUGCUGGGGGGUAAAGGAGAGACCAAAGCUACGAGUCCACACUCACCCAAACCUGAGCAGGAGAAGAAGAACGUGCACAAAGAUGACACCAGCCCCCCAAAGGAUAAAGGGACGUGGAGGAAAAGCAUCCCAGGGCUGAUGAGGAAACCUUUUGAGAAAAAGCCGUCUCCUGGGGUGACAUUUGGAGUGAGACUGGACGACUGUCCUCCUGCACACAACAACAAGUUUGUGCCUCUCAUUGUGGAUGUUUGCUGUAAGCUGGUGGAGGAGAGGGGGUUGGAGUACACGGGCAUCUACAGAGUCCCCGGAAACAACGCUGCCAUCUCCAACAUGCAGGAGGAGCUCAAUAACAAGGGCAUGAGUGACAUCGAUAUCCAGGAUGACAAAUGGAGAGACCUCAACGUGAUCAGCAGUUUACUGAAGUCUUUCUUUCGUAAACUUCCCGAGCCUUUGUUCACUAAUGAUAGGUACACAGAUUUUAUAGACGCCAACAGAAUAGAGGACCCAGUGGAGAGGCUCAAAGUUCUCAAGAGGCUGCUUCAUGAGUUACCAGAUCAUCACUAUGAGACGCUGAAGUUCCUCUCAGCUCAUCUGAAAACUGUGGCUGAAAACUCAGAGAAAAAUAAGAUGGAACCGAGGAACCUGGCCAUCGUCUUUGGACCCACUCUGGUGCGCACCACCGAUGACAACAUGACACAUAUGGUGACCCACAUGCCGGACCAGUACAAGAUAGUGGAGACGCUCAUUCAGAAUUACGACUGGUUUUUCACCGACGAUGGAAAUGGAGACCCGGUGACUGUGUCUCGGAAGGAGAGCGCCAUCGAGUCUCAGCCCAUCCCGAACAUCGACCACCUGCUCACCAACAUCGGGCGGACUUGCACGUCUCAGGGUGACGUCUCAGAUUCACAAACUAGUGAUUCAGCCAAAUCAAAGGUUUCCUGGGGCUCGGGGAAGGACAGAGAGCUCCUAGUCUCCUCCAUCUUUGCUGCAGCCAGCCGCAAAAGAAAGAAAAAGGAGAAGCCCCAGCCCAGCAGCUCAGAUGAUGAUCUCGAUGCUGUGUUCCCCAAAGUGGAAGUCUCCAGCCUGAAGUUGGACGACCUCUCGUCUCAGACUGGUGAGCCGGACGAGGCUCGUCCCAGUGCCAACGUAAAACCCAACAUUCAGCAGCAAGAGGAGAGGAAGGAGAACGGAAGGAUUGUGGAGCUCACAUCUAAUGCCAAGCGAGAGCACAGAAACUCCUUACUCCUCAGGGACAAUGCUCCGCCCAAGUGUCUGUCACCUUUGCCUUCCCUGUCCCCAAAUAUCUGUUCCCUGCUCAGCAGCCAAGCGGCCACCUGUGGGAAGUGUUCCCUGUCGGAUCCUCCAUCCCAGCCAGAUGAAAACAACUCCGACCUCGGGACCAUGAGCUCUGGAGCGUCCGUCUCACGGUCAAGACCCAAAAAGUGGACUGGAGGAGUGCCCCUUGACCUCCCUGUGGGCAUCGGACUAGGAGCAGGCGCAGGGACAGCCGCCGGAGCCGAGGUGAGCUCCAUCACCUCCGACUACUCCACCACCUCUUCCAUCACGUUCCUGACGGGAGCGGAGUCGAGUGCGCUGAGCCCUGAGCUGCAGGGUGGGGAGGAGGCUGACGACGAACGCAGCGAGCUCGUCAGCGAGGGCCGACACAUGGAGACCGACAGCGAAAGCGAAUUCCCGGUGUUCGCUCCAGGAGGAGGCAGCAGCCAGUCCACGCCCUGCCCAGAGCAGAACCGGGAGAAACCAGACUUGAGAGGGGAGGCCAAGGGGCCCACCACAACAAAACAGGAAGCACGGCGCCUCUUUCCAACACAAAGGAUGAUCGAGUGUGACACUCUGUCCAGAAGGUGGUCCCUGAAGCACAAGACGGACAGUGACUCAUCAGCAGAGGGCGCCGCAGGGAGCGGGGACCGCAACGAAGGGAAGGCCGAGUCCUCCAGCCGCUUGUCUCGAGUUCUGGAGGUGAUGAAGAAAGGUCGAUCGACGAGCAGCAUCAGCUCAUCUUCGCGCAGCGAGUCGGAGCGUGAACCGGCCUGGCACCUGAAGCUCACCGAGCGGCUGAAGUUCCGGCUACGAUCGUCUGCUGAUGACAUGUUGCCCCAGAGGAGCCGAGCUGCUGACGCUCGCAGUAAGAAGAAGAGCAUCCGGCGGAGGCACACCAUGGGUGGGCAGAGAGACUUCGCAGAGCUGGCGGUUAUUAAUGACUGGAGGGAGCAGGGUGGGGUGGACCAGACAGCCGACCUGUCCCCUCUGGACCACCUCAAGCCCAACUGCUCCUCUCAGGACUUCCUCCGAGACUGGAUCCCCAAGGAGCGGCGCAAAGGCUCCGCAACGAACGCAGAGGUCGCGCCUAAAGCCGUGCCGGAGGACGAUCGCCCCGAGGCUCAGGAAGCUCCACCUCCUUCACGUCCUGCUCAGUCGGAGGAGCUUGUGAGCAGCAGCAGACCACAAGACAAACACAGAACGUCCCUCGAGACGGACGCUCACCCUCACAAACUCUCCGGGGGACACGUUGUCCGCUCACGAUUCUACCAGUACCUGUGAAACAAUGACAGCAUGUGGAUGAACAGAAGCAGAGUGAAUGUGUGUACUUUAGCUCAAUAUUUUUCUAUGAAGUAUACGUUAGUGAUCUCCUGUACAUACUGUGUAUAAACUGCUCUGAUUGUUACUGCGAGAUGUUUCUGCCAUACUGGAACAGACACAAACCUGGACAUUCUCCUGCAGGACUGAUUUAUAAGAUGUACAUUAGUAAGGGUUGUUUUACAGCACUGUUGUAAAGGCUCAGUGUGAAGAGGAGCAGGAGGAGUCACGGUUCUUCCUCAUUCAAAGUGGGAUGAAGAAUGUAUCACUCUGGACUAAUAUGAGAUGCUUGUAAAGAAAAAUGGUCUUUUAAAAACAUGUAUCAGAUUUUUUUUCUGUUGGUACUUGAAGUACGUAGGAAAACUGAAGGCUGUUUUCUGAGCUGGGUGCCGUGGGAAGGUUUUUUUUUUUUUUUUCACGGUACGUUCACAACAGCCAGAUAUUAGCUGGAAGGACUGGAAGAUUAUUAUAGUUUUAUCAAAUAAAAAAAAAUGGAAUGUUGAUGCUAUAGUAUGUAAUGCCUGGUACAGUAGGUUUUAUUCCCACGCUUUGUCACGUUAUUGUCCAAAAGCUACGUUUUUACAUGUUCGAAUUGUUUUUAUCUUGAGAAGUGCCUUUUUUAUUUUCUUUAAGAACAACUUAAGAUAUUUGUCAAGAAGAGUUUUUUUAUUUAAAAACUAUCAUUCCUGAUGCGUGUCAUACUUUUACUCACUCAUAACUUCAUGUUUCUGAUCGUCUAUAGUAAUUUCUUCUGAGAUUCUCGGAGUAAAUAAAAAUAAAGGAAGGUGCUUAAAACUGGGUGGAAUCUAAAAGACACCGAUAAAAAAAUUUGUUUUACUGAAGAGUAAGAGUCUCACCUGUUUACAGCAGACGAUAAAUCCCAGCCCCAUCCCAACAAACACUGGAAAUAAAUCAUCUUUAUUC
Molecule: messenger RNA, 6876 nt
Organism: Nematolebias whitei (Rio pearlfish)
Lineage: Eukaryota; Metazoa; Chordata; Actinopteri; Cyprinodontiformes; Rivulidae
Product: rho GTPase-activating protein 21
Exons: 25
Coding region: 43-5916 (1957 amino acids)
Biological process (GO): signal transduction
Molecular function (GO): protein binding
Source: RefSeq, a predicted model, not a curated record